This is a messenger RNA of Pungitius pungitius (ninespine stickleback), 903 nucleotides long. It is a transcript of the gene rln1, whose product is annotated as relaxin 1. Lineage: Eukaryota; Metazoa; Chordata; Actinopteri; Perciformes; Gasterosteidae. Bases 279 to 815 code for a protein of 178 amino acids. Gene Ontology annotation, molecular function: hormone activity; G protein-coupled receptor binding. The record is from RefSeq and is a predicted model, not a curated record. The transcript is spliced from 2 exons. Gene Ontology annotation, cellular component: extracellular region.
AGUGGGAGAGGGGUUAGGGUCGAAUGCACAGGUUGAGAAGUGAACAAGUGACGAGGGUUUAUACGGGGAACAAAAAGAGGAAACCCAAGCAUCUGCAACACUAGACCCACCUCGUAGGAAGCACCGUUUGGAUCUCCAGUGUUUGGCUCCAGGCUCCAACAGAAAGAGAGAAAACCAACGACAACAAGGACACUUCGCUAGACUUGGGAACUCUUGUCUCAGACCCGCAGUGGACCUCGGCUCGACCCAACUGGCUGUGCCCUGGUUCCGAGUGAACGAUGCUGUGGAGGUUGACUCUGGCCGUGGUGUGUGUCGGCGCCAUAUGCAGCUGCAUGAAGACGGACCUGGCCAGCAGGCUGAUGAUGCCGAGGGACUACGGGGUGAAGCUGUGCGGCAGAGAGUUCAUCAGAGCGGUCAUUUUCACCUGCGGCGGCUCCCGGUGGAGACGAUCCACGGGGGGGGGCGGAGAUCCCUUCCAGUGGAGUUCCCUCAGUGACGUCACGGUGGGGGAAAACCACCACACCUGGCAGUCGGGCCCGGAGUUUACGGCCGACGACCUUUCCCCUCCCCAAAAGGGCCGCUCUCUGUCCCUGGCAGACCUGCUGGCUCUUUACGGGGCCCCCGGAGACGGGCCGUCGCUCGCCGACUCGGCCCUUCAGCAAACCACGGUUUUAGGCCAGAGGGACGGGGAGCGGGCGGCGGCAGCAGCAGGCAGCGGCGUGAGCAGCAAGAAGAAGAGGAACUUUUCUUUGGGUGUGGCGGGAAAGUGCUGCAACCAAGGCUGCAGCAAGAACGAUAUCGGACGCUUGUGCUAAGGGAGGGGGGCGGGGCAUGUGACAUGAAGACGGUGUGAUGGACAUUAGUGGAGGGACGUAGGAGGAGAGUUUACGUCUGCUCUUUAAU